UUAUCAGUGCUUAAAGCUUACGUCAAAACCGUGCGAACGUCAAAGUGCAUCUUGUAAAUAAAUAAUUACGUGCACAAAUCUAUUUAUAGCCACCGGCCGGCUCGCACAGCUGUUCUUUUGUUCGCCCGAAUCCUUAUCGCACUGCUUGCCGCAUUCUUUUGUCCCGUUAAUUUGCAUAAAGUAACCUUUCCAUUCAUAAUUCUUAUCUAUAUUUUUUGCCGUAGUUUCGUUAUUUAUUGAUAAUUUGGGCAAUAGUUUUUGUUUUUUAUUAAUUAAGAUGGCUCAAUCAAAGGAACACGAAAGAUUAACAAAGAAACGUAGCUGUUUGAAAUCAAAAUUAACUAUUUUUAAUAACUUCAUUUCCCUUCUCAAGACUUGCACUGAACCUAGUCAGGAACAAUAUUUAGACCUGGAAGGGCGCUUAAACAAGUUUGAUGCCAUAUACCCUAUUUUUGAUGAUUUGCAGUCUGACAUCGAGAUGCUUACGGAGGAUUCCGACGCUGAAAUGAAGGAACGCGAGCAGUUUGAAGACCAGUACCACAAGCUGGCCGCGGCCGCGCGGGGCUUGCUCAGCGCGCGUCGCUGCCAGCAGCGCGAUAACGGUUCCGUUUCGGGCAACGAUGAUGUUCAGGCGAGUAAUUCUCACUUACAUAAUUGCGUUCAACUGCCUAAAAUUGACUUGCCCAUUUUCCAUGGUAAUUAUCAGCACUGGCUUAAGUUUAGAGACACCUUUAUUUCUUUAAUACACUCUAGACAAGAUAUGGAUAACAUAAAUAAAUUACAUUAUCUUCACGCUUCUCUUAAAGGCAGCGCUUUGCUCAUUAUUGAUAAUUUAGAUUUUAAAGCAGAUAAUUAUGAAGCUGCUUGGAAGUUGCUAUGCAAUAGAUACGAUAAUAAACGAUUGUUAGUUAACAACCACGUUCAAGCAUUAUUUAAUAUUGAACGCAUGCAAAAAGAAUCUUUCACAUCUAUUCGCCAUCUUAUAGACGUGACUAAUAAAAACUUGCGUGCCUUAGCUUCUUUGGAUCAACCCACUCAGCACUGGGACACUUUGGUCAUUCAUAUGAUCUCUGAAAAGUUAGAUAGUGUUACCUACAGAGUUUGGGAAGAGCAUAGAAACACAUUAUCUGAUUCUCCGUCUUUAAAGAUAUUUAUUCAAUUUCUCAGUAAUAGAGCAGACUUAUUGGAGACCAUACAAGAAAAAGGUAACAUGCAUAAUAAUAAUUCAUACAAACAAAAUACUUAUUUUCUAACACAAAAUACAAACAAUAAUAAAAAUAGCACUUAUCCUAAUAAUAAUAAAUCAAAUAAUAAUCAAAACAUAAAAUCAAAUCAAAAUAAUUAUAAUCAGAAGUCUUUUAAAUGUUCUCUUUGCAAUGAAAGUCAUUAUUUAUUUAACUGUGAAACAUUCAGGUCCCUUUCAGUUGAGGAGAGAAUUAAAAAGGCCAAAGAGACAAAAGUGUGUCUUAAUUGUCUGCGUCCUGGUCAUUAUGAAAUUAAAUGCACUCUAGUCCCUUGUCGGUACUGUAAAAAGAGACACAACACACUUUUGCAUCUACAUGAGCCAGAACCUACUCCUAUAACCGCCAUUCCAGUCAAUGUAAAUCAUUUUGCUAAUGAUUCGAAUGGUCUUACACAGUUUACUACUCCUGCGCAUGUAUUACUAUCCACAGCGAUCGUGCGGGUGUUGGACGGCAGCGGCGCCGCGCACUCCGCGCGCCUCCUGCUCGACAACGGAAGUACCGCGAACAUUGUGACGCAGUCGUUGUGCGGUAAGCUGGGUCUGUCGCGCCGCGAUGCGUACUCCAUGGUGACAGAACUUUGAAGCCUUCUUCAGCAGCCUUCAACCCGGGGAGCAUGUCGCGGACCGGUCUUGACGCACGGGAGGAGACGUGCGGGAGGAAUCCCACCACCACGAGCAGCGCGCCGUCCGCCGUGCGCGUCACACACUCGCUUGGGCCCCCAGCCGUACAUAGCACGUACUACUCAUUCGGACCUCCAACUCGCGAUCGCCAUUUUAUAUCACCACGUCGUUUAGUUUAGUACUUAAACCUAAUUGUAAACGGCUAUUAAACCAGCCCUAUCGAAAUACA
Molecule: messenger RNA, 2093 nt
Organism: Ostrinia nubilalis (European corn borer)
Lineage: Eukaryota; Metazoa; Arthropoda; Insecta; Lepidoptera; Crambidae
Product: defective in tip formation protein A-like
Exons: 2
Coding region: 278-1825 (515 amino acids)
Source: RefSeq, a predicted model, not a curated record